AUGUUUGUGGCGAGGCAGACUGCAUCGGGUGACAGGACAUCGCACCGAACGAGGACGAAACCAUCUCAAGACGCCGUGUUCGAGUUGAAUACGUAUCUUGACACAAGAGACUUCGUUGGAGCUCUAACACUUCUACGAGUUUUAGGACGACAAAUUAGUGAGCAAGCAUCUGCUCAAAAUGUGAAAGAUCUUGCGUCGUGGCGCUUGAAUACGUGGUGGGAAGCGUAUUGUCAUUUUCAUAGUGGGAAUUUUGGCGCGGCAUUGUCACAUUUCGAGCAGUUAAUCGAAGCUGGAGAAGCCACUGCAACAGACCUAAAGAGUUGGCGACUGAGUCGUGCCUGUUGCUUGUUCUAUCUGCAAAACUUCGAGGACGCCGAGCACACAGCUCUGAGCAGUUCUCGAAGUGCUUUGUGCAACCGGCUGCUCUUCCUCCUAGCGCACAAGCGACAACACAGCGAACAGACUUUGCUGGAUCGAUAUCAACAGCUUUCUCGAGAUUCGGUCGAAGACCAAUUAGCAAUAGCAGCAGCGAGCUUUACGCAGAAUAAUUUUCAGGAGGCUGCUGAGAUUUACAAGAGGUUACUCGCUUCAAGUAAAGGCAGUCAAGAGGGCGGCUCAGCUCUGCAUGUGUAUCUAGCACUGUGUUACUUCCGUCUGGGGUACGACGAUGUUGCUCUCGAGCUGCUGGCAGUGUAUCUAGUUGGCCACCCAGAUAGCUUCUUCGCAACUAACAUAAAAGCGAGCUGCAACUACCGUCUGUUUAACGCACGGGAGGCAAAAUUGAUUCUCGAUGACUACGUGAAGCGAUUCCCCAAUCACCCCAGUGCUCAAGAAGCUCUCGCCUUGACAGUAAGCUCGACACGUUCGGAGUCGUCGAUUACCGAUGUGAUGCAGCAUAAUCUCGCCAUUUUCCGUGUGUCAGAUAGAGACACGAAUGGUACCGAGAAUCAAGGUAUAGCGGCUGAAGGGAUCUUGAGUUCCUUAGUGGGGCAUCUCGAUGAGGCCCAGCUGAACUUGGUGUUGCUUCAUCUUAAACGUCGCGAAUACCACAAAGCAUUUGCGUUGAUGGAAGAUAUAGAGCCACAGACUACAGCCGAACGUGCAAUUAAAGGAGUUUUGCAUGCAGUAAUUGGGGAACAAACUCACUCCAAGGAGCACAUUUUUCUAGCUGAGAAAUACUUCCAUGUUGCGGGGUCUUCGUCUGAUGAUUGUGACACGAUUCCUGGUCGCCAGUGUAUGGCAUCGUACUUUAUACUGCGAAGGGAAUUCAGCGAUGCAAAUGUGUAUUUGAGCUCCAUUGCAACGUAUUUAAGUACUGAUGAUGCCUUCAAUUGGAACUACGGAGUGGCUUUGGCCGCGACAGGUGCCUAUCGUGAAGCGGAGGAAGUGUUACUGCGAGUUCAAAACCCAAAGUUACGAACUCAGUUGGUAUUUUGUGGUUGGCUGUCGCGUUGCUAUAUCCAUGUGGACCGUGCUGCUCAGGCGUGGGAAAUUUACCUCAAAACUGAAAAUUCACAGAUUGCAUUUGCACUUCUCAAGCUGAUCGCUAAUGACUGCUACAAGACGCAACAGUUUUACUACUCCGCUAAAGCUUUCGACGUGUUAGAGAGGUUAGAUCCCGAUCCGAAGUACUGGGAAGGUAAACGAGGGGCUUGUUUAGGAUUCUUCCGACAAGUUGCUACAGGACAAGAAGAUUUAAGUGGUGGAACUCUUACGCAUCGAUGCGAUGAGAUUCUCAAACGUUUGGGUAGCUCGAAAAACGUACUGGAAGCGACAAAACUCGUGGCUGUCAUACAAAAGUGGACAUUGUCCUUCCUGUCCAUAGGCAACUUUUGA
Phytophthora infestans T30-4 is the source of this 1836-nucleotide messenger RNA. RefSeq lists its product as uncharacterized. Gene Ontology annotation, biological process: intraciliary anterograde transport; intraciliary transport involved in cilium assembly. Bases 1 to 1836 code for a protein of 611 amino acids. Gene Ontology annotation, cellular component: ciliary basal body; ciliary base; intraciliary transport particle B. NCBI's taxonomy places the organism in Eukaryota, Oomycota, Peronosporomycetes, Peronosporales, Peronosporaceae. The record is from RefSeq and is a predicted model, not a curated record. Gene Ontology annotation, molecular function: intraciliary transport particle B binding; protein binding. The transcript has a single exon.